GAGUGCGGGAAAAGCUUCAAUCAGAGCUCUGCCCUUAUCAGACAUCAGACAAUCCACAUGAGUAAGAAACCUUAUGAAUGUUCUGAGUGUGGGAAAUGCUUCAUUUAUCAUUCAGCCCUCAUCUUACAUCAGAGAAUCCACACAGGAGAGAGGCCCUACACAUGCUCUGCGUGUGGGAAAAGCUUUAAUUGGAGCUCACACUUUCUUACACAUCAGAGAAUCCACACAGGGGAGAAGCCCUACACAUGCGCUGAGUGCGGGAAAAGCUUCAAUCAGAACUCAGACCUUAUCAGACAUCAGAGAAUCCACACAGGGGAGACGCCCUACACAUGCUCUGAGUGCGGGAAAAGCUUCAGUCAGAACUCAGACCUUGUCAGACAUCAGAGAAUCCACACAGGGGAAACUCCCUACACAUGCUCUGAGUGCUGGAAAAGCUUCAGUCAGCACUCAGACCUUAUCAGACAUCAGAGAAUCCACACUGGGGAGACGCCCUACACAUGCUCUGAGUGCGGGAAAAGCUUCAGUCAGAACUCAGACCUUAUCAGACAUCAGAGAAUCCACUCUGGGGAGACGCCCUACACAUGCUCUGAGUGCGGGAAAAGCUUCAGUCAGAACUCAGACCUUAUCAGACAUCAGAGAAUCCACACCGGGGAGACGCCCUACACAUGCUCUGAGUGCGGGAAAAGCUUCAAUCGGAGCUCAAGCCUUAUCACACAUCAGAAAAUCCACACAGGGGAGAAGCCCUACACAUGCUCUGAGUGCAGGAAAAGCUUCAAUCGGAGCUCAAUCCUUAUCACACAUCAGAGAAUCCACACAGGGGAGACACCCUACACAUGCACUGACUGUAGGAAAAGUUUUAGUCGGCGCUCAGACCUUAUUACACAUCAGAGAAGCCACACAGGGGAGACACCCUACACAUGCUCAGAGUGCGGGAAAAGCUUCAGUCGGCCUUCAAACCUUAUUACACAUCAGAGAAUCCACACAGGGGAGACGCCCUACACAUGCUCUGAGUGCGGGAAAAGCUUCAAUCACAGCUCAAACUUUAUUAGACAUCAGAAAAUCCACACACAGGAGAUGCCCUACACAUGCUCUGAGUGCAGGAAAAGCUUCAAUCAGAGCUCCACCCUUAUUAGACAUCAGAAAAUCCACAUGAGAGAGAAUUGUAAUAAAUACCUUGACUAGGGCUGCGCAAAAUAAAAAUAAAAAAUCACA
Mauremys mutica (yellowpond turtle) is the source of this 1212-nucleotide messenger RNA. Its product is annotated as zinc finger protein 271-like. NCBI's taxonomy places the organism in Eukaryota, Metazoa, Chordata, Testudines, Geoemydidae. The annotation marks the transcript as partial. The transcript has a single exon. The record is from RefSeq and is a predicted model, not a curated record.